UUUACUUCAACGUUCAAUCCCUAAAAAUGAAAUAUCCAAGUAUUUUAUUGGUUCUUUUUUCAUUUUUCGUCGUCUGCGUACGGGAAUCAAAAUCAUCUGAGACUUUCACACAAUGCCUAACCUCAAACUCCGACCCUACACAUCCCAUCUCUCCCGCCGUGUUCUUCGCCGGAAAUCGCUCCUACUCCUCCGUAUUAGAAGCCAACAUACGUAACCUCCGCUUCAACACCUCCGACACUCCAAAACCAUUCCUCAUAAUCGCCGCAACACAUGAAUCUCACGUCCAAGCCGCGGUUACUUGCGGUCAACGCCACAGCCUUCAGAUGAAAAUCAGAAGCGGCGGUCACGACUAUGACGGCUUGUCGUACGUUACGUACUCUGGCGAACCGUUCUUCGUCCUCGACAUGUUCAAUCUCCGUUCAGUUGACGUCGACGUGGCGAGUAAAACCGCGUGGGUCCAAACCGGUGCCGUCCUCGGAGAGGUUUAUUACCAUAUAUGGGAGAAGAGCAACACUCUAGCUUAUCCCGCUGGGAUUUGUCCCACGGUUGGUGUCGGUGGCCAUAUUAGCGGUGGAGGUUAUAGUAAUAUGAUGAGAAAACACGGUCUCACAGUAGAUAAUACCAUCGAUGCAAGAAUGGUCGAUGUCAAUGGAAAUUUUUUGGAUAGAAAAUUAAUGGGAGAAGAUCACUUCUGGGCAAUAAACGGAGGAGGAGGUAGCUAUGGCGUAGUUUUAGCCUACAAGAUAAGCCUAGUCGAAGUCCCUGAAAAUGUCACCGUUUUUAGUAUUUCCCGGACGUUAGAGCAAAACGCAACCGAGAUCGUUCACCGGUGGCAGCAUGUUGCACCGGAGCUACCGGACGAGCUUUUUCUAAGAACAAUCAUCGAAGUCGUAUUCGUAAACGGCCCCGUUUCCACACGAAAGACCAUCAGGGCAACGUUCAAAGCUAUGUUUCUUGGAGACACAACAACGCUCCUGUCGAUAUUAAACCGGAGAUUCCCAGAAUUAGGUCUAAUCCGGUCUGACUGUACCGAAACAAGCUGGAUCCAAUCGGUGCUAUUUUGGGCAGAUAUGCAAGUGGGUUCUUCUGAGAAACUUCUACUCCAGAGGGACCAAACCGUGACCUACCUCAAGAGGAAAUCAGAUUACGUACGUGAACCGAUUUCAAGAACCGGUUUAGAAUCAAUUUGGAGAAAAAUGAUCGAGCUCGAAAUCCCAACUAUGACUUUCACUCCAUACGGUGGCGUGAUGGACAAGAUUCCUUCGACGGCGACUCCGUUUCCACAUAGAGCCGGGAACCUCUGGAAAAUUCAGUACGGUUCGGAUUGGAAUGAAGGUAGACUAACCAACCGGUACAUGGAUUUGACGAGGGAGUUGUACCAAUUCAUGACACUGUUUGUAUCCAAGAAUCCGAGACAGACGUUUCCUAAUUAUCGUGAUCUUGAUUUGGGGAUUAAUUCACACAGUGGGAAAAUAAUGAGCUAUGUUGAAGGUAAACGUUACGGUACGAAUUAUUUCGGAGGUAAUUUUGAGAGGUUGGUGAAGAUUAAGACUCGAGUUGAUAGUGGUAAUUUCUUUAGGAAUGAACAGAGUAUUCCUGUGUUACCAUAAUAUAUAAUUUGUUACCAUAAUAUAUAUAUGUUGUAAGUCUAUUAGAUAAAGUUUGAUAUUACAAUUUAGAACUCGUACUAGAUGAUAUUCCUGUUACAUAACGAGGAUUUUUUUCUCAAGUAUUGUUAAGUUUUUUUAUAUGGAAAAAUAUGUUAUAAUGUAGAAACGGGUAUUCAAAUUUAUGUACUAUUUUGUUGUUAAAUAUAAAGUGUGGUUAUCUGUCCGUAA
Messenger RNA from Camelina sativa (false flax), 1838 nucleotides. RefSeq names its product berberine bridge enzyme-like 8. Lineage: Eukaryota; Viridiplantae; Streptophyta; Magnoliopsida; Brassicales; Brassicaceae. The record is from RefSeq and is a predicted model, not a curated record. Gene Ontology annotation, molecular function: oxidoreductase activity; FAD binding.